Molecule: messenger RNA, 4557 nt
Organism: Asterias rubens (European starfish)
Lineage: Eukaryota; Metazoa; Echinodermata; Asteroidea; Forcipulatida; Asteriidae
Product: stereocilin-like
Exons: 28
Coding region: 159-3800 (1213 amino acids)
Biological process (GO): cell-matrix adhesion
Cellular component (GO): cell surface
Source: RefSeq, a predicted model, not a curated record
UUUAAUUUUUGACGGACGACAUUUAAUUUUAUGCAGUUUGAUUGUCCUGCCCGCCAGCUUAGAAAAAUAGUAAAUUUUUCUCAAUUUGUCUAAACAGAAGUUACACAAGAGUCAAAACUGGUCCAUUUCUAAGUGAAGCCAACGGUUUCAGCUGCAUCAUGGUGCACCAAAGUAAAGUAAUUUUGUCCAUCAUAGUCCUCGCCCUCCUACACCCUGCAUUAAUUGAUGCAGUGAACAAAGUUAAGCCUCGAGAGGAGGAUCACAGAUGGCAUGAACAGCUUGAUCCCAAAGGGCAUGACACUGAUGUUCUAGAUGACCAAGGAUUGCACAACGUGGUGGACGACUUUCAGUCUAUUGUGAAUAACUUCUUUGGCCCAGAUGAAUCCGGGAUGCCAGGCUUCAACAUGUCUGCCGUGAUGCUGUCGGCUGAGAAACAGAGGCAUGAGAUGGAAAUGAGAGGUCCAUACUCUCAGGCAGGGUCGUUCGCCAGAGAACCUCUAAUCCCAAACGCUAUUCUGAAACGACUCAGCCCAGAUAUUAUUUGGAAUAUGACCGCAGUUGAAGUAUUCCAGCUCUUACAAGCGACUGAAGUCACCUAUGAGUCUCUGACACACAUACUGAGUAACCUUCGCACAGAGGAGUUUGACAUGAUUUUCGACAUUGCAAGUAGUGAGGAGCAAAUGCAGGAUUCAGUCCCAGAUCCAACUAUAGUGAAAGCCGUUAUUGACGCUUGCUCCAGACACUGGGGUCCUGUGAGAGAUUGGAGCGUAUCUCAGAUGGCUAAAGUUGGCCCAAUGCUGAUUAAUCUUAAUACAGAGCAGAUAAAACAACUCAACCAACAUACAUUGCCAGUUGUCUUGGACAUCUAUGCCAGAUUGCAUUACCGUGGCGAUGAGGCAAACACCCUGGUGCAUCAUGCCAUGAGAUUAUGGGGACGUAUCAAUACAUGGAAUGAAACUCAGCUUCAUUCUCUGGGACCACUCUGGACAUUGUUAAGCCCAAGAGAUCUUAGACGAAUCAACCCGGACUAUGUCACAAGUCUGCUUUCUCUUCUUGGCUCAUAUGAGUUUGAAAGAGGGCAAGCAAGAGCUAUCAUAAAAAUAGCAUCUGACCUUCCUGAUUGGAGCUGGACACUGGAACAAGUGCAGAGCCUGGGGAAGCUAAGAAAGUUCAUGGACCCCCGGGAACUGAAGGCUGCUCCUGUGUCAGUAUUCGCUUCUCCAGAUAUGUUGGAACAAAUGCUGCCCUCUGGUGGGCGGGAACAUCAACAGCAAACCAAGGAGAUUGCCCGACUCUUAAAGGGCAGUAUGGAUCCCAUUGGGACUUGGGAUGCGGAAGACUUCAAGUCAAUGGGGAGAUCUGCCAGUGGACUCGAUGUCAAUGACUUGGAACAAUUGGAUCCAAGCGUUGUACAAGGAGCCUUGAAGGACAUAGCUGAUGCUGAAUUCUCACCUCGUCAGCGUCAAGUCCUUGUAGAGAAAUACCGCAAAGCAAGAGGAAGUCUGCAAACUUCAAUGAGUGCUGAGGAUGUGAGAGAGAUGAAGGGUCUAUCUGUGGGUCUGAGUACGUCUGAUCUUGCACACAUGGCUCCGCAAGACAUCAGAGAAUCUGUUGACAUCUUCGCACAAAACUCCAAGAGAAUGCGCAGAACACAAAAGAGAGAAAUCAUCAAGCAGCUUAAAGAAGCACCAGGGGGUAUAGAAGACGCUAUUAGAGACAUGGGUGAUAUGGUAAAGGAGCUGCCACUCAAAGACAUGGAUUCUCUAUGCACAGCUAACUUCACUGCUUCAGCUGAUACCAAUUCCACACAGAUGGCUGCUGCUGGUAGAAUGAACUGGACAGAGGGACAGAGUAUGAAACUAUUCCGAUGUUUUAAGAAUGAAGUUCUUGGCGGGAACAAGGAAGGUAGCUCUGCUGAUCUAUUCACCCCAUCUACAAUCAGGUACAUGGGUAGCAUGGCCAAGGGAAUCACAUGCGAUGACAUCAAUGCUUUCUUUGACGAUGAUAUUCUACCUUUUGUCAGUGCCAUGAUGGACCAAGACAACUGGUCUCCAAGACAGCUUGACUGUAUUCAUAAGAAGGUAAAGAGCUCCCUGUCUGAAGUUCAUGCUGACUACACAGCAGACUUCAGUGAGAAUGAAAUCAACACAGUCACUGGGCAGCUACUGAAGGAGUUCAGUAUGGAGGAACUGGCAGGUAUACCUGAGAGUCAUUGUGAGAUGGUGUACUCUGAGAUAGGUAGAGAAGAUUUGAUUGGUCUGAAGAGAGAUAAACGAAGAGCACUGGCGUCCGACUCAUUGAAGUGUCUGGACAAAGAGACGUCUACAAUUGAGCAGGAUACCAUUGAUAUCAUUGGUAACCUUGUCUGUGAUCUUGAUGAGGAUGCAUUGAGGCGUUUGUCGGCUGCAGUCUUCACCGAUAACUUGUAUAACAUCCAGAAAUGCUGUCUGGACAUCAAUCAAUUGGAAGUCAUUGGAGAGAAGCUGAUUCAAGACAUUGGAUCACCUAACCGGUGGACGACUGAUACAAUCUCUGACACUGGUCCUCUCUUAGUCUCAUUGUCACAGCAAGAAAUACAGAACCUUGAUGAUUCGGAAUUCUCCCUUGUAGCAGAAGACGUGAUGCUUCGUUUUGCUGAGUACAAAGAAAGGUGGCAGCAAUAUUGUGACGUAGACCUGCGGUCCGAGGACAUCAGCCGCAGGGAGGAGGGUUUUGUUGCCGUGGCAAUCAAAGCCAAAGACGCAUUUGUUGCUGCUGCUGCUGUUGCCAAGAGAAGAAAAAGAAAUCCAACUUAUUCACCAACCUGUAAUGAGAUAGAGUCGUUGGGUGAGGGGAACGUAGCGUGGACUGUGGAGGAACUCCAAGCUAUGACAGUUAACACAUUUGAUAGCUGUGGAUAUGCACUUGGGGAAGUAUCUGGAUUCUCACAAGCUCAACUCAUGGCUGUCAUUGAGAAAGCCAAAAGUGCCUGGGGUGAGGCAGCAUUGAUGGCUGCAGACCAAGUUUCUCAGCUUGGUUAUUUGGCUUCAGGAUUUACUGCAUCUGAGAUCAAUCAACUCAAUCUGACAGAGAUAGAUACAGUGUAUGCUAUCGCUCAGUACAACAUCUACACAGCAGAGCAGUUAAGUGCUGGUGUUGGUAGAUACUUGGAGUUGAGUGGUUCGUCGAUGGCUAGUUUAGACUCCCUUGAUCUUACAGCUCUGGGGAAUUUCCUAUGUGGUCUGACUGUACAACAGAUGCAAGAAAUCUCCAGUGAUGCAUACAUGGAAGCAGCUAAUGCCAUUGGUGAUCUACAGAGCUGUGAUACCAGUCAGUGGGCCAUACUUCUGGCUAAGGCAGUAGAAGGAUACGGUAGCAUUACAACAUGGAUGCCUGAAGUAUACUCUGAAGUUGGAUCAGUCAUUGCUGGCUUCUCUAGUCAGGAACUGAGCAGUUUGUCUGAUGCAAGUUUAGCUGGCAUUAAACCCCAUGCAAUAUCACUCAUAGAACCACAGACUCUAGCUGCUGGAUGGAACCCCACUCAGCUCACUGUACUUGAUAGACUCCAAGCAGAAGCAAUAACCCCAGAGCAACUAGCUGCUUUAUCUCAAGACCAGCGUAAUGCCUUACUACAAGCAGAGUAUGGUGAUGAUGUUAAUCUAGCUGAGGAUAUUGUGAUGCAGACCACUCAGCAAGUUCAUGUACUUCCUACUCUCAAAGGGGGAGGAGCUUCGAUCUACCAUUCAGGAAUGUUGCCGGCAUUCAUUGUUAUGUACAACCUUCUUUAUCGCUUUUGCUUCUCAUUUCUGCCCUGUUAUUAGUUGUUCAAAUGUUGGUUUUAUUUUUAUGGUCAUUUCGAUGAUUGAAAUGGUGUUUUAAAUUGGUAACUUUAAAUUAAAUUGUUUUAUUUUAUGGGAUUUAUAGGCAGUUUAUACUUUUGGUAAAUUAUUGUUAAAGACCAGUAUCCAUAACAUUAUUGAUAUGUAUGCCAAUGAAUUGCCUUCUAAGUUGAUGACGUUUUAAGCUUAUUUAUUUAACUUUUGAAACCUUACAUUAUAAAGUUUCAGUUAUCAUCGUUUUUACUGUUAUAUGUUUUCUUAAAUACCACCUUUUGUUGAAGAAACAUUAAAAACACUCAUGGGCCAUAAUUGACCCUGCUCUUGGUCCAAGGGGCCCAUUGAGCCCAUUUUGUGUCGUAACCCAGAAUCUGUGAUAAAAUUACCAAGAAAUGGGUCAAACCAUGGUGAAACUGACGUCCAAUUCCAGCUUAAAUUUAAAGAACAUUGAGAAAACAAAACCUACAUAUGUUUUGUUACUAAGUUUCAAAGUGUUUUGUCCCAAAGUUCGUGUUUGAUGAACCUUUUUGUACCAAGAAAUAUUUUAUUUCAGUGCAGUAUUUCAAAAAGUUUACUUUAUUUAUAACUCAUUUGAGGCUUUACUGUUCUAAACUGAAACAAUAUUUAUAAGUAUUUAACUUUUAAACGAGAUUUUGAUUUGUUUUGUAUGAACUGUUUUUUGACUUAAUGGACAGUGGUUUUGAUUGAUUGAAUAAAUCACAGGUCCAUAUCUAAUCAAUAA